This is a messenger RNA of Raphanus sativus (radish), 1202 nucleotides long. RefSeq names its product abscisic acid 8'-hydroxylase 4-like. Lineage: Eukaryota; Viridiplantae; Streptophyta; Magnoliopsida; Brassicales; Brassicaceae. The transcript is spliced from 9 exons. Gene Ontology annotation, molecular function: iron ion binding; heme binding; (+)-abscisic acid 8'-hydroxylase activity. Gene Ontology annotation, biological process: sterol metabolic process. The record is from RefSeq and is a predicted model, not a curated record. Bases 1 to 1056 code for a protein of 351 amino acids.
AUGUUUCCAUUUCUCCAACCAAACCAUUCAGCUGCUGAUGAAUAUGUUCUCAGCUUCAUUACCUUACUGAUUAGAGUUGGAGGUCUUAAAAAGAAGGAAGCCCUCUCUUCUUUACAAUCUUUGGCUAAUAUGCCUAUUGUCUCUACCUACCAAGAAAUGAAGAAGUUCGCUUUUGAUGUGGGUAUUCUAGCCAUAUUUGGCCAUUUGGAGUGUUCUUACAAGGAAAUGUUGAAACAUAACUACAAUAUUGUGGACAAAGGCUACAACUUUUUCCCCAUGAACCUCCCCGGAACAUCGUAUCACAGAGCUCUCAUGGCGAGGAAGCGGCUAAAGACAACAGUAAGCGAGAUUAUACGCGAAAGAAGAGAGAAAAGCAUUUUGAAAACUGACUUUCUUGGCCAUCUACUCGACGUUAAGGACGAUAAAGGUCGUGUGCUAACCCAAGAACAGAUUGCGGACAACAUCAUCGGAGUCCUUUUCGCCGCUCAAGACACAACAGCUAGUUGCCUAACUUGGAUUCUUAAGUACUUACAUGAUAAUCAGAAACUUCUAGAAGCUGUCAAGGAUGAACAAAGAGCUAUAUACGAAGAAAACAGUAGAGAGAAGAAGUCUUUAACUUGGGGACAAACGAGGAAUAUGCCACUAACACACAAGGUUAUACUUGAGAGCUUGAGGAUGGCAAGCAUCAUAUCCUUCACAUUCAGAGAAGCAGUGGAUGAUGUUGAGUAUAAGGGAUAUUUGAUACCGAAGGGAUGGAAAGUGAUGCCACUGUUUAGGAAUAUUCAUCACAAUCCGAAAUACUUUUCAAACCCUGAGGUGUUCGAUCCAUCUAGAUUUGAGGUAAAUCCAAAGCCAAAUACAUUCAUGCCCUUUGGAAGUGGAGUUCAUGCUUGUCCUGGGAACGAACUCGCCAAGAUACAGAUUCUUAUCUAUCUCCACCAUUUAAUUUCCAAAUUCCGAUGGGAAGUGGUGGGAGGAGAAGAGGGAAUAGAGUACGGUCCAUUUCCAAUCCCUCGAAAUGGUCUGCUCGCAACAUUUCGACAACAUUCUCUUUAGUUCUUCAAACCUUUAAAGUAUAUAAUAUAUAAUAAAAUUAUUAUUAGUAUUUGUUAAUUAAUUAGCAUUAAUUUUUUAUUUAUCUAAAUUUCAUAAAAUAUGUAAACCCCUUUGAGAUUUAUUUAAAGAAAAUUGUUAUUGUAGUC